AUGAGACCUGAUUUAUUUAAGGCUACUGUAGCUGGAGUACCAUUUGUAGAUGUUGUGACUACAAUGCUUGGUCCAACUAUUCCUCUUACAACUGCAGAAUGGGAGGAAUGGGGUGAUCCUCGGAAAGAAGAGUUCUACUUUUACAUGAAAUCAUAUUCACCAGUUGACAAUGUGCGUGCCAAUGUUGUCAAGAGUGAUAUUCAGGAUGUGAUUGAUAAAGAUGGUGAGGGAAUCACUAUGGUCACAAAAAAAGCUGGAAAUCCAGGGACUGCUACUGUGAAGGGGUACGGUACAGGUGAUAUUAAUCCCAAUGUUUCUGGAAGCAAAGGUUGUAAUUGGAAUGGAGGGAAUAACAAAAGAGGAAGCUAUAAUAGUGUUAAUAAAGAUAAGCAAGGGCAGUCUUCUCCUGAUUCUAUGGAAAAGAUAUCAGUAGAAUCCUGUCCUGCUUCUGAUUUGUUAGUCAAUAAUUCUGACAGUGGUCAAACUGAGGCUAUAGAAUCUAAGUGUGAUACCAGGGUGAAUUCCAAUCUUGGGAACCAUGAUUGUUUAAAUCCUAUGAAUGACAUCCUUGGUACCAUAGAAGUCAAGAAACAGGGGAGAAAAGAGAGAAGGCACAAGGAAGCCCAGAAUGUGCUUGCAGCUGCAACUACUGCUGCUGAAGCUUCUUCCAACCUUUCAUCUUUCAGGAAAGAUACACUUGAAGAAUCCGCUCACCAUGAGGAAUUAUGUAAAGAUUGGUUAUCAAUUUUAAUGAUUUUUACUUCUGCACGAUCUUCAAUUAACAUAAGACAUUUGGAGAAAGCAACAGUGUCUACUGGAAAAGAAGGCUUGUUAUCUGAAGGGAAUGGUCUACUAGAAAAGAAGGCUUGUAACAUUUUUGGUUCUUGUUCCCGACUUUACUUGGAACAGGGACCGAAAGUAAUUGGUCGAGAUGCAGUUUUAUAUGUUGAGUCGCUCAUUGAGUCAAUCAUGGGAGGAUUGGAAGGGCUAAUCAACAUUCUUGAUUCUGAAGGAGCUUCUACCAGAAGUCAGCUGAAACUACAAAUGGCUUUUGAUGGGCAGGAAAGAUAUAUGAAGAGAUCUUGGGAGCCAAGUGAUAAAGCUGAUCUUCACUUUGUCUACAAAGAAGUUGAAGGAGUAUCAACUCAAUGGGAUGAUAUUCAAAGAAAACUCAGGAACUUACCUCCCAAACCCUCUGCCUUCAAACCUGAUCCCUUCACUCCUGCAGAAGACGAAGAUUCCAAACCUAAAACCAAAUCUCAGAUCAAUAACAAGACAGAAGAACUUAAAGAUUUAGAAGAUGAUCUUGAUGAUAGUUGUUUCCUCGAAGAAUACAAGUACCAUCAACUCCCUUAA
This is a messenger RNA of Lactuca saligna, 1356 nucleotides long. Lineage: Eukaryota; Viridiplantae; Streptophyta; Magnoliopsida; Asterales; Asteraceae. The record is from the annotation of a GenBank genome assembly.